Molecule: messenger RNA, 204 nt
Organism: Mesorhabditis spiculigera
Lineage: Eukaryota; Metazoa; Nematoda; Chromadorea; Rhabditida; Rhabditidae
Source: the annotation of a GenBank genome assembly
AUGAUAUGGCUGAUGGAGAAGUCGAAAUCGUCGAAGUCGUCGGGCAGUCGAAAAGCGGGUGAUGCCAGUGAUCCAUCACACAAAGCAUUCAAGCCAAUUCCCGUCAAGCUGAUCGACACUAAGAAAUCGCCGAAAAAGUGCUGCAAGACGGCCCGCGAGCAGCGCACCCACUGCAGCUUCCAUCUGAAUGUCGAGAACUAUUUC